AGAGCGCUGUGCCCUGCCUGUGUGUGGUGUCAGCCAGGCAGAGAGCACCAGUCAGACACAGUUCUGCAGCAGAAAGCAGAGGCAAGACUCCAGUCCAGCUCACAGACAAAUCUGCACCAGGUUUGAAAAAUCACUCGGACCUGCCAAAGUAAAACCUUAACAAGAGCAACUGCCUUUUGAAUCAAAGUCUGUAGGUUUGCAGUAAACAGGCUGGUGAGGGGCAGAGGCAAAGGGCACUGGAUGUCUUGGAUGUUAGCUCAGUUUCCAAGAUGUGGAGAAAGCCAUGAGGAUCAGCACCAGCCCUUUGGAGAACAGACAACUCGGCAGAGGAUGUCCUAUCAAGAUGAAUAUGGCUCAUUCAAGAAUUAACUCUCUACUCAUCUUCUACCUCAGUUUUUUGCUGCUCAUCCAUUUAAGAAAGUCACUUUGCAUGAGGAAUGACUCCGGGUGCCUGUCAAACUCUUGCCAAAAGAACUCAACAUGCAUUCCUGGUCAUAAAGAUGAUGCUUGCCAUUGUGCAGAUGCAUCCAUGGACAGUGUGGAAGAACUCUGCAAUAAAACCUCUGAUCCUUGCUCUUCAAACCCUUGUCUUCAAAAUGCUACCUGUUUAAGCUCUGCUGGAAACCUCAGCUUUACUUGUGAGUGCCCUGCUGGUUAUAAUGGACCUACCUGUGAAACAGCCGUCAGCCUGUGUGACACAAACCCUUGUGAACAUGGAGGCACCUGCCAAAACAGCCUGGCUGGGCCCAUCUGCCUUUGUAGUGCAGGAUACACAGGUGCACUCUGUGAAAUGGAUUUUGAUGAAUGCAUUUCUGAACCGUGCCACAACGGAGCGCUGUGCAAAGAUGGGCUUGGUGAAUACUCCUGCUACUGUGUCCCAGGCUACCAAGGCAAGCACUGUGACCUGGAAGUGAAUGAAUGUGUGUCAGAUCCGUGCCUGAAUGGGGCAACGUGUCUCAAUCAGGUAGGACGGUAUGACUGCCUCUGUCCACUUGGGUACACAGGAAAAAACUGUGAGCUGGAAAUAGAUGAGUGCUCGUCCCAGCCGUGCCUGCACGGCGGGACCUGCCGCGACGCCCUGGGGAGCUUCUCCUGCUCCUGCGCCCCCGGCUUCCUUGGCCGCCUCUGCGAAACCAACCUGGAUGAGUGCGCCAGCCGGCCGUGCCUCCACGGGGGACAGUGCAUGGACGGUGCCAACGGGUACAGCUGCAACUGCACCGGUACUGGAUUUAUGGGCCUGCACUGUGAGACUCUAAUUCCCUUAUGUUGGUCACAACCAUGCUACAAUAAUGGCACUUGUGAGGACAAUGCAGACAAUUACACAUGCCACUGCUGGCCAGGCUACGCGGGCCUCCGCUGCGAGGAGGACAUCGGGGAAUGCCGCAGCAGCCCCUGCCUGCCCGGCGGCGACUGCGUGGAGCGCUCCUGGGCCGGCCGCUACGGCAGCGUCCCGGGGCUGCCGCCCGCCUUCAGCUACCGCACGGCCGAGGGCUACAUCUGCAGCUGCAAGCCAGGCUUCACCGGUACUCACUGUGAUGAAGACAUCGAUGAAUGUUACAUGAACCCUUGCCAAAAUGGUGGAAUCUGUGAGAAUUUUCCUGGGAAUUACACUUGCCAUUGCCCACCUGCAGACAAAGAAGGGAUUUAUUACGGUGGCUGGAACUGUACAGAAGUCCUCCGUGGCUGCACUGGUCAACAAUGUCAAAACAAUGGAAUAUGUAUCCCACAUUUAAAAGAUGGCCAACAUGGAUUCAGCUGCAUAUGUUCACCUGGGUAUACUGGAAUACAUUGUGAAACCGUAACCACGUUUUCCUUUCAAGGAAACAGUUUCCUUUUGUUGAAGAAACCCGUCACCCCUAAAAAGGAAUUUUUCUAUAGUGUAAACCUGAGGUUCCAGACUGUGCAACCUACAGCUUUUCUGUUUUACCGAGGGGAGAAAAACACAUUUGCAAAGCUGGAGUUACUGAAUGGCUACUUACACUUAUCCGUGCAAGUCAAUAACCAGCCACAGGCUCUUUUGCAUAUUCCCCAUAAUGUCAGUGAUGGAGAAUGGCAUUCAGUGGAGGUAACCGUGGCAAGAGCUGUUACUCUUAAUUUGCUUGACAGCUCUUGUGUAGAAUCAUGUCUCAAUAAAAAAUCUGCUGUGAUAGAUAAUGAUCACGUGAUGCUUGCAUUUCAGAGCACAUUUUUGGGUGGCUUACCAGUGGGGAACAUUAGCAGCAACUCUCUUCUUAACAUCUAUAAUAUACAUUCUGCACCUUCAUUUGUAGGCUGUCUUCAGGACAUUGAAAUAGACUUGAAUGUUAUUACUCCAGAGAACACAUCACCUGAGUCAUCCCUAAAUGUCAGGACAGGAUGCACUAAAAAGGACUGGUGUGAAACCCACCCUUGUCAGAACAGGGGACGCUGCAUCAACCUGUGGCUGAGCUACCACUGUGAUUGCUACCGGCCGUACACUGGGCCAGGCUGUGCAACAGAGUACAUUCCAGGCCGGUUUGGAUCUGCAGGCUCCUCAGGCUAUGCUGCUUUUUCUCUUGAUGCCUCUCAGAAUGAACAUUUUAACAUAUCAAUGUUUGUCCGAACACGCAAGUCUUCUGGCUUGUUACUGGCUUUGAGAAACAGUACCCAACUGUACGUAAGAGUCUACUUGGAAGGUGGGAAACUCACACUGUUAGCUCUAAAUUCCAUGAAAUUAUUAGGCAAACACUCCAUGAAUGAUGGAAACUUUUACUUAAUAACAUUAAAAAUAGAACCAAAUAAGAUGGAAUUGUUCCAGUCCUCUCAAUACCUAGGCUUUAUUUCUCCUCCGGUACUAACCAUGCAAAGUAAGGAUAUUCUUUACAUUGGAGGCCUACCAGAUAACAAAGAAACUGACAGAAAUGGCAGGUAUUUCAAAGGCUGCAUCCAAGAUGUAAGAGUGAAUAACCACCCUCUGGAAUUCUUCCCCAUCAUCAAUGCACUGAAUUCUCCUGUCAACCGGACCCUGAUUAAUGUCACCCAAGGAUGUACUGGUGACAAUCUCUGCAAGUCCAACCCUUGCCACAAUGGUGGUGUCUGCUAUUCAAUCUGGGAUGACUUCACGUGCACGUGCCCCCCUAACACAGCGGGGAAAGCAUGCGAGGAAGUGAGGUGGUGUGAGCUUGGUCCCUGUCCUCCUGAAGCACGAUGCCAGCUGGUACACCAAGGAUUUGAAUGUCUUGCUAAUGCAGUGUUUAGUGGCCGAAGCAGUGCGGUAUUUUACAGAAGCAAUGGAAAAAUCAGCAGAGACCUCACCAGUAUCGUAUUUGGCUUUCGAACUAGGGACACUGACGUGAUACUGCUGUAUGCGGAGAAGGAGCCAGAGUUUGUUACCGUCAGUAUUCACAAUUCCAAAUUACUCUUUCAAUUGCAAAGCGGCAACAGCUUUUAUAAGCUGACCCUUGCCAGUUCGCUGUUUGUGAGUGAUGGGAAAUGGCAUCAAGUGAUGGUCUCUAUGGUAGAGCCCCUGUCCCAAUUCUCUAGAUGGCACAUUGAUAUAGAUAACAAGAAAGACACUGCAACUAGCACAACUGCUUCAGGAAGCCUCAACUUUUUAAGAGAAGAGACAGACAUCUACGUGGCUGACAAGGCUUUUGACAGCCUGGAUGGCCUGCGAGGAUGUAUGAGCACCAUAGAAAUCAGUGGCAUUUAUCUCUCUUACUUCGAAAAUGCUGACAUCCCUACUAAAAAACCUCAAGAGGAGCAAUUUCUCAAAAUAUCCGCAAACCCUGUUCGUACUGGCUGUUUGCAGGCAGAUGUUUGCAGCUCUGAUCCCUGCAUGCAUGAGGGGAUAUGUGAAGACUUCUAUACUUCCUACCACUGCGUGUGUCCAAAAGGAUGGACUGGCACCCAUUGUGAAGUGAACGUUGACGAAUGCUCUUCAAAUCCCUGUAUUCAUGGAAACUGCACCGAUGGGAUCUCCUCUUAUGAGUGCAGCUGUGAACCUGGUUACACAGGGGUAAAUUGUGAAGAGGACAUAGACAAUUGCCGUGGCCACCAGUGUGCAAAUGGGGCCACUUGCAUUGAUGAGAUUAAUGGAUAUUCUUGCCUGUGUGCUGGUAACUUCACCGGAAAAUUUUGCAGGUACAGAAGGUUGCCAUACACUGUUUGUGGGAAUGGAGAGAGAAAUCUCACAUGUUUCAACUAUGGCAACUGUACCGAUCUCGGUGGUGAGCUGACAUGUGUGUGCCUGCCAGGAUUUGCUGGAGAACGCCUUUCUUCUAGGUGUGAAAAGGACAUUGAUGAGUGCAGCUCCGACCCGUGUAUGAAUGGGGGUCUCUGCCAGAACCUACUCAACAAGUUCCACUGUCUCUGUGACGUGAACUAUGCUGGAGACCGCUGUGAGAUCGAUGUUUGAAAGAUCGUACUGAACUGAAACAUCUGUGGAAAGCAAGUUGCAACCGCUCUCAGUACCCUGAGAUAAACUAAGGAAAGCAGGCAAAUGGAGAGACUUGAUCAUCAUACUGUAUUGCUCUGUCUGCAAAAGUUAAAGGCUUCUACAUUUUUAUAGUGUCCCCCAUUGGCUCAUAAUCUGGACUGAUGAAAGUUCAUUGUCACAGCUAUCUUUUUAAUAGCUGGGCACAUCUACUGGCCAAAUGAAGAAAUGCCUGCAAGAUGUGCUGCGCUGACUCUAGCAGUGCAGAUCUCUGUGCCGCCAGCCUGCACAGCUUGUGUCACUCUGCUGGCCACAGUCAGCUCGUCCAAAUCUAAUAGCAGGUGUUAAAAUCACACCCUUGUUUCAUAGGAACAUAACUUGUAAUUUUUUCAUCAGUCAUGGAUUCAGUAUAUCAAUAUCAAAACCACAUUCUCUAUGGUUUGUGUGCAUAAGAUAUCAAAAUGCUUUUAAUUUAGAAGAGUGAAUCACAGAUCAGAUUAUACUGCAUAGCUAUUUAAUGUAAAAUCCUAACUGAAUUAUAAACUUGCACAAAAAUGACUCAGCAAAGCAACAACAUUAAAAAGCUAAAUCAUACCUGAUAACAUACUCAUGAUGUGCUAUUGUGUUACAUGUUAUUUAGCCUGCCUGAUCUAUGAAUAAAACAAAUCGUCUUCGUUCCUGAUCACCACAGAAGCCAAGGGUUGUUUUUUGCACCAGCCUGUCUCCACCAGCCACGAGAUGGGGAGUGAGGGGAGCCCACAGGACCUGCCAGAGCCGUGGGUGCAGGGGGGCUGGGAGGCAAGGCAGGAAGGUUGGUGGUGUCAAGACCAGGCUUGGUGCUGGGGGGGAAAAGGUGACUGUCAGGAGCACAGCCUGACCCUCCCGUCAGACCUGAGCACAGGUGUUACAGGAGAUCGGGCACCCUUCUCCCCUCACCUGCAGGAUCCCAAAGACCUCCCUGAUACUUAUAGCAUGUGGUUUAGCAGUACAAAAGUACUUAGUGAUAUCAUAGUUUUUAUUUUUAAUAGCCGAUGUGAUAGGUUCGAACCAUAGCACCCAUCAGUUAUUACUACUGGACCUUCUCCAUGUAGUUCCUACUUAAUAUCUAAAUUUCUUAAUCUACAAAAUGAGAUAAUACACCUACUUUUUAAAAGAACUUGAAGAUCAACAGACCAAAAAAGGUGUUUAUCAAAUAGGCAUGAUCAGUUCAGAUUUUUUAAAAGAAGCAAAAUACCAUUGUAAUUACAAAAGACACCAGCCUUUAACUCCUGUACCGUAUAAACAGUAAUUAAUAAGAAAACACAUUCAACUUUCUCUGUAUUUGAGAAACUGAAAUCAUCAUUCAAUGAAGGAAAAACUUCCAAUAUAAUACAGUAUUAUUGUAUUACUUCAAUCUUUAUAACUGAUAAGCAUGAAAAUGCUAUUCAGAUGAACCCAUCAGACAAGAACCUGCACCAUCCAAUGAAUUUUGAUAUUGUUAAAUUUUAUUUUAUAAUACAGUGUUGGGCACUUUAUGGUAAUAUGGAGUUCACCAAAAACUUCUACUGACGCCACAAACUUGAAAGGAGGAAAAAAAGAAACAAAACAAAAACCCAACAAACAAAACCAACAACAAAACGCACCACACAUCACAGCUCAUUUACUAGAUCUACACAGUGCACUACUUACAGUAGUCUAAGGUCUGAAUUGCAGUUCUCGAGAUUACUUUGAACAGUAGUCCAAGGGUGCAAAACCAUGGAGUAACCUCUUAGAUUUGGUUCUAGUUUUAUUAAAGGUCAGCAACUUGCUAAAUUUUUAAAAUUGUUAGGACAAUGCUGGUUGCCUUUUUUUUUUUUAAGCUCUGAAGUUAUUAAAAUGAUCAAUAAAACCUCAAAACAUGCUGUACUUCAUGUCUUUCCUAUAAUUAUUACAGGCUCACAGCAAGGGCAUUAUCAGGAACAGUUUUCAAAGGUCACUAAAAAAACAUUCUGAAAAAAACCCUAGAAGCAUCCAGGUAUACAGUGUUGCUUUGUUCUGUGUUGAGGCAUUUCUCAUUGUUAUCUGACACAGAUCUAAAAAUGACAAAUAAAAAUUGUCAGCUGGCCAAACAUGAAAGCAUUUUAAAUUUCUCUUCCUCCUGAAAAAGUAACAGACGUGAUGUGCUUGUGUGUAAACUGCACUAAGACUAGUUGUUCCACAGUGCUUUAUUGCCUCAUUCAAGUAUAUCAAUUUAAAGAAGUUCUCUAGGAAAAAUCAAAGGUUAAACCAAAAUGUACAUCAAUAUACAAAGAAAUUAAUUUACAAAAAAUUAAAAGGAUACUGGCAACAUUUGUAUAUAUUUUAAGUAAUGACUUACGAUAAUUAGGGAUGCCACAGACUAAAUUCUUAAUACAUAUGGUCAUCACCAUAAACCCUCACCUCAUUGGUGGUACUGAAAAGCAACGCUUAACUCCUCACCUUUUUAUCAAUGACAACCAAAUGAUCAAAUGAUAAACUAAGCAUCAUAAAUUCUAAUAUUUAACCUUACUUCAAUUUAACCAGGUUAUAGUUUUAAGAAUUCCCUUGAGCCACUGGUAAGUGAAUAUUGGUUUUGGCCUUAUUAUUUCCACAGAAUGUGACAUCCAUAAUCAUUCCCAGUCAUUGGAAAUAUACAUUUGCCUCAUCAGAAUAUAUUCUUCAUGUUUUUAUCAUACAACUAUAUUUAAAAGCUACAUGUAAUUUUACACAUUUUUGAAAAAUACCAUUUCAAGGAUCUGCUUGAAAAGCAGAUGUGCACUACUAAACUACUUUGAAACAAGGAGAAAUAUUGCACAAAAUUCACUGAAUAUCUGAAAGUCAACACAUUUCCCCCCACAACCAAAUAGCUCCCUUAUUUUUGACAGAAACCGAAUGUCAAUUCACACAGAAUCAUAACAAAUGUGAACAGACUAGAACUCAACUUAUUUUUCAAAUUCUAAUACUGUUACUGCACUCUAAAUACAAAUGUUGUUAGUAUUGACCUAAGUAAUAGUACAAGUUAAUUUGAGUACCCUUUACUACAGUAACCCUUGGAGUAACUUCCAGCUGUGUUACCUGCUUCAUACUCCAACCCAGUAGAAAAUGGCAACAGCUCUGUUGACUACAGGGAUGGUGGAUGGCUCUCUAGACUAAGAUGGCUGUGGACUCAUGAGGUAACUCUCUUUAGAAGCUGAGCAGCUUCCAUGAAAGACCUAUCAAGUACUUUCAGUUGGCCACUGACUAAAACUGUAAAACAGACGUUACAAAGCAAAUCAAGGAAGGUUAUGCACAAACCCCCAUACCCUCCUUUUUCCAUUCCUUUAUUUUCAACCACCCUGAAGAUCAUGAGUUCUAGGCCAGCUAUGGUCCAUGACCUUGAGGUGAAGUUGAGGACACGUUCUACUCAGCCCAGAUUCUGUUAAAAGGUAAAAAACAUUUGGCAAAGACAUACACAUCUAAUAGCAGCAAAGAAGUUACUGAAGACAAGUCACAUCAUCAUUCAUACUGUUUUUGCUGGUGCAUUUAUUUCUACAUUCAUUCUCCAAAGAUCUACCAAAAUAGCACAGGACCAGCCAGCCUUCCACAUCCCGCACUUUGCAAUAAGGAAGCUGCUUGCCUCAGGUGUAAUUUUAUUCACCACAUUUGUUUAGCCUGGAAUUUCAGGCUGUUGGGAACACGCUGGCUGGAGUCUCAUAGCACCUGGGCUAGAGCCUGGCACCAGGAGAGAUGGUAACUGCCUUGGAAAUAAAGACCAUCCCCAGCUCUCCCUGGGGGUGGGGAUGUCGGCAACUCUGGGGCUCCUUUCUGCAGGACAGGGCACUGUGGUCAGUAUCACACAGGGGGUGCAUUUGCAAAAGGGCCUCAUGCUGGCAUUUUGAUUAUUGCAUGAAAUGUUUCUGCAGUUAAUUACAUGCAUAGAGAAAAUAUUUUAGAUGCUCCUAGCAAUUCCAUUAGACAGCUGCACCAAUGAAAGAUUGUUCUGUAGGACUGAAUAUGAUUGAUUAUAGGUGGAGAAACAGAAGCUGUUUUAGAAACCUGGCUUAACUGUUCUUUUGCUUAGACUUCACAUUGCUUACAAGAACACGAAAUUGUAAUCUAGUUCAUUCUAAAACCUGAAAAGACAUCUAAACAAAUUUUCAAGAUCUAAAACACUCCUCUAAUAGAUUGGGUGGGAUUUUCAAAAGCACACAGCAUGUGUGUCAGACUCUGGCUGAAGUCUGUGUUACAGUGCCUGAGAGUGGACUUCAGCCAGUGCUGAGUUUCAGACAACCCCACCCAAGCAGCAGCAGUAUCACUGAAAUGCUAAAUGACAAUGAAGGGUUCAGUCAACAAGUCCUAUGACAACUUCUACCACUACAUUUUUCCUUCAGAACAACUCUAUUUUUGGAGCUACAUAAUGCUCAAAGACAUGGGAUGGAAGAGCAAGCAACUGCCUACUCUACAUAGACUGCCCUCUGCAUGCAUAGAGGGUGGGUAGGGAUCACCUUCACAUCUGCAGAAUCAUCCUUCCUUCCCUCAAUGUUUAUUAUUUUCACAUGUUGUAUGUCUAUACGCAUGGAUGGGAAGGCUUUGACAGGGACAACGUAUUAUGCAUUCUGCAGAUCACACAGGGGACUAAUUCCAUAGGCAAUACUAUCUUUGCCUACAUGGCUGGGCUGGAAUCACUACAACUGAGCUAGAACAUUAGACAAUAUCCUGAAAUCUGGAUUUCCUCAAAGUUAUUAUCCCUCCUGAGGACUCCUAGGACUCUGCUUCACCACACCCCACCGGAACAACCCAGGAAUCCCUUUCUUUUACUACUGCCCUUAUUCUUCUCCCAGACCAGAUGAAUGAUACGGCUCAUUUCAGGCAGACAUCUACGCAAAACAAAGUCAAAGAUAUUAAAUUCAAGUCCUAGUUUGACUUUCUACAUAAGAAAUUUGUUCCUCUGUGUAAGUAACAGAUUACAAAGCUUAAUCAAAUAACCUGAUAUCUCCCUUAAACAGGAGACAUGGGAAGAUUUUUGAGAUCCUGAAGUGAUGCCUCUGAAGAAGAGCACAGGAGCCCUGACUGCGCAGAACUCUCUUCUCACCAGCAGCUGGUGAUGAAUGUUGAUGAUUUUGAAAGACAUUAGAAGGAUUUCAAAAAUUAAAAAGCAUCCAAGUAUAAAACUUGUAAAAGUACUGGACCUGGACAAUUUGUCUUAAUAUAGAACCCAAUGUGGUAAUAAAAAUACUGUAUAUGUAGCCAAUAAACAGUUUUAUAUUAUCACAAGGACAGACAACAGUGUUGAAGCAGAAAUAUCAGUUUGGACUCUUAUCUAUUUGGUAACUGAUAAUUCUGUUUAAAUAAGGCACAAAUAUUAGCCUUUUUAAAAGAUCUCUGAGAGUAAAUGGAAAAGAUUCUGCAAUAUUUCAGAGUUUAAAAUGUACCUGCAGUUAAGUUCAACAUAGAUGUAAGACUGAGUUAUUUUUGAACCCAUACGAGGUUCAAAACCAAAAAAGACACACUAUUUAAUGACUGAAAACACACUUCAUCCUUCAUAAAUAUUAAGGAAACGAUGUGGCAUAAGCACAGUAACUAACAUUUUGACUGAAAUAAAAAAAAUUCUAAGUUGAAUUUUACCUUCCAUCAUUUAGUUCAUCUAUUUACUUUAACCUGCAUUUUCACUCAAUGAAACAGUUAAUUAUUACCAGAACCCUCAAUUUUGAAAUAUUCCACUAUCAAACUUUCAAUUUGUGAUCCUUUUAAUAACUAUGAGAAUAUUAGCAGCCUCACACGGCUUCCAUAUUUUUCUCAUAAAGAUGAGAAUGGGACAAUCUCUGUGAUAAUAGGAGUUCAGUGCCUAGUUCUCAUGUAAAGCCAGUAAGAUUUCUUCUAUCAGAGAGGCAUUGUUGAAAACCAUUUUCUGGCAGUAUUCCUGGAAUUAUGAGUUUGAUUGUUUCAAAAGUAAUGAUGGCCAAAAUUACCAAUUUUUUUUCUAUUUUUCUCCUUCAGACUUUAAUACUGUUUAUUCUCUCUCUCAAAAAAAAAAAAAAAAAAAAAAAAACAAAAA
This is a messenger RNA of Columba livia (rock pigeon), 10403 nucleotides long. RefSeq names its product crumbs cell polarity complex component 1 (gene CRB1). Gene Ontology annotation, molecular function: calcium ion binding. Gene Ontology annotation, cellular component: plasma membrane; protein-containing complex. The transcript has 12 exons. The record is from RefSeq and is a predicted model, not a curated record. The coding region runs from base 284 to 4375 and encodes 1363 amino acids. Gene Ontology annotation, biological process: establishment or maintenance of epithelial cell apical/basal polarity; heterophilic cell-cell adhesion. Lineage: Eukaryota; Metazoa; Chordata; Aves; Columbiformes; Columbidae.